Molecule: messenger RNA, 5374 nt
Organism: Brassica rapa (field mustard)
Lineage: Eukaryota; Viridiplantae; Streptophyta; Magnoliopsida; Brassicales; Brassicaceae
Product: probable phospholipid-transporting ATPase 11
Biological process (GO): phospholipid translocation
Cellular component (GO): plasma membrane
Molecular function (GO): magnesium ion binding; ATPase-coupled intramembrane lipid carrier activity; ATP binding
Source: RefSeq, a predicted model, not a curated record
AAUUAAAUAAAUGAAAAAAGAAAAAUUUAAAAAAUCCAGCCAAUAGAAUUAUAACGUUUUUCCUGAGAAGUUCUAUAUGAGUGCCACCUCAGCAAAAAUCACUAAAGUGACUUCUCUUUUAAUGUAUAGGGGGAUCAGACGCGCUUUUAUAGGAAGUUAUAACAUGAAGAAAAAAAACAUUAAGCUCAUAUUGACAUGCUUCACUAGUCUUCUGUGUAUUAACAUGUAAAAUUUUUGAUUAUCAGAAUGUUUCAUUUUUAUUCGUGCUUUGCUGUUUUAGUCUAGUUGGAUCAUCUUAAACUUAUGAUAUACUUUGAUAAUUUCCAACAAAUGUCCUGACAAAAAGAAAUAUAGUGUUUUUUUGGGCAACAAAGACAUAUAGUUAAUUCCAUAAACUAUUUAGCGAAAAUUUUGAUUAACUCUUCGGUUAUACUUGAAUUAAUUAUUUGUAAUAUAUAUAUAAAUAUUAAUUGGUUGUGUAUAAUUUGUGUGUGUGUGUGUGUGUUUUUGUAAAUUGUCACCAGCUAGUAUGCAAAAUAACCUAAUUAUGUUUGUCGUGGAGCUUAAGUUGGGCAAUGGAGCUAAAUAACAUACUAUCUCACUUUUGUUGCCAAACAAUAAUAUUUCUCAAUUUAACUGGCAAUAGACUAUGAGGUGGAAAUGAAUUUUCACAUGUGUUGCAAAGAGUACGAGAAGAUAGAUUAAUCAGAAAAUCGAAAACAGAUCAUAAUCCUCUGGCCCAGGGAUCACUGGAAACUAAUUAUUUAGUCUGAUAAACAUCUUACAUUAGAGAAUAAGUCAAUUAAACACAUCAUUCAUUUACUAAUCACUAGUCCAAUACAUAAUUACUCUUCCUUUUUCCAAGAACUUUUCAAAGCUGCUAAACAAGUAAACCAUCUCCUCUACGGCUCCAUUCACAUUUGUUCCUGUAUUAUUAACACUUCUUCUUUUCUUUCUUAAAUCAUGUCUGACAUCAUAGUAUUAUUUAAUUCUUCUAGAACAUUGACAAACCAGGGAUCUAGUAAGGAAUCAGUACAAUACAUUAGAUCUUAUAUACAACAGCUGUAGCUGCAACAAAUAACAGUAACUUCCUAAUACAGAGAGAUCGUAAUAUGGAAGCUGAAUAUACGGAGAUCACAAUAAUAUCUCUUAACAUAUAGUUUCACGGAAAUCAACAGAAGCCAGUUGUUCAGCGAUCUCUUGCUUCUUGUUCUCAUUCUAUAGCAAAUAAAAUACAGAAACCACUCAACAAAACAAAAUGAUACGUUGAAAGUCGUCGUCGAAGUUAAAAAAAAAUAUUUUUAAAACGAAGAAACACUCGUUCCUCUCCCUUGCUAAAUCAAAUGAUAUAAUUACUCAUAACAAUUCGACAUUGUGUCUCUCUCUCAGAUUCUUUAUCGUAUAGUUCUAAAUCUUCAUUCUUUCAUUCUUUUCUCUCAUCAACAUCCCUUUUACAGAUAUUUUCAGACAGAGAGACAAUGGCGGGAGGUCGGAUAAGGAGAAGACUACACCUAAACAACAUCUACGCCUUCACAUGUCGCAAAUCUACAUUUCAAGAAGAUCACUCACAGAUCGGAGGACCAGGCUUCUCUCGAGUUGUCUACUGCAACGAACCCAACUCUCCCACCGCCGAACGUCGUAGCUACGCCGGCAACUACGUCCGGUCAACGAAGUACACUCCCGCCUCCUUCGUACCCAAAUCUCUCUUCGAGCAGUUCCGCCGCGUCGCCAACUUCUACUUCCUCGUCACCGGAAUCUUGUCGUUGACCCCGCUCUCUCCCUACGGCGCCGUCAGCGCUCUCUUACCUCUCGGCUUCGUCAUCGCCGCGAGCAUGGUCAAAGAAGGGAUCGAGGACUGGGGGAGAAAACGACAGGACAUAGAAGUGAACAACAGGAGAGUGAAGGUUCACGGCGGCGGAGACGAUGGGAUAUUCCGGGAAGAGGAGUGGAGGGAGCUUAGAGUUGGAGAUAUAGUGAGAGUCGAAAAGGACGAGUUUUUUCCGGCGGAUCUUUUGCUUCUGUCGUCGAGCUACGAAGACUCGGUUUGCUACGUGGAGACGAUGAACCUCGACGGUGAAACGAAUCUGAAAGUGAAACAGGGCUUAGAGGCGACUUCGUCGCGCUUACACGAAGAUUCCGAUUUUAAAGAGUUUAAAGCCGUCGUGAGAUGCGAAGAUCCCAAUGCGGAUCUUUAUACUUUUGUCGGAACGUUACAUUUGGAAGAACAGAGGCUUCCUUUGUCUGUUCAACAGCUUCUUCUUCGAGAUUCGAAGCUUAGGAACACAGAGUAUGUUUAUGGAGCUGUUGUCUUCACUGGACACGACACAAAGGUGAUUCAAAACUCAACUGACCCUCCAUCAAAGAGAAGCAGAAUCGAGAGGAAAAUGGACAAGAUCAUCUACAUGAUGUUCAGCAUAGUGUUUCUGAUGUCUUUCAUCGGAUCAAUCAUCUUUGGAAUCGAGACAAGAGAGGACAGAGGAGGAAAAACAGAGAGAUGGUACUUGAAACCAGACAAUGCAGAGAUCUUCUUCGAUCCAGAGAGAGCUCCAAUGGCUGCCAUCUACCAUUUCCUCACCGCGGUUAUGCUUUACAGCUACUUCAUCCCCAUCUCUCUCUACGUCUCUAUCGAAAUCGUCAAAGUUCUUCAGAGCAUUUUCAUCAACAACGACAUUCUCAUGUACUACGAGGAGACUGAUAAACCCGCGCACGCUAGAACAUCGAAUCUCAACGAAGAGCUUGGGAUGGUGGACACGGUUCUGUCGGAUAAAACCGGAACACUGACUUGCAACUCCAUGGAGUUUAUCAAGUGUUCUAUAGCUGGGACGGGUUACGGACGAGGUGUGACUGAAGUUGAAAGAUCUAUGGCUAUGAGAAGCGGCGGUUCGGCUUUGGUUGAUGAUUUGAACGUUGUAGCCGACCGUUCUGGUCCUAAGAUCAAAGGGUUUAACUUCCAGGACGAGAGGGUUACGAAAGGGAACUGGGUUAAGCAACGAGAAGCAGCGGUUUUGCAGAAGUUUUUUAGAGUGUUAGCUGUUUGUCACACGGCUAUACCUGAAACAGAUGAAGCCACCGGGGCCGUCUCUUAUGAGGCUGAGUCUCCUGACGAAGCUGCUUUUGUUGUCGCGGCUAGAGAGCUCGGGUUUGAGUUCUUUAGCCGCACGCAAAACGGGAUAUCAAUCCGUGAGUUGGAUCUUGCAACAGGGCAGAGAGUUGAAAGGUUUUUUUUUUAUAUAUCUUUGCGGUUUCUUGGAGCUCAAGGAAAUGAACAUUUUUUGUUUUGUUACAGGGAAUAUCGGAUACUAAACGUUCUUGAGUUCAACAGCGCGAGGAAGAGAAUGUCUGUGAUCGUGCGUGAUGAAGAUGGGAAGCUUCUGUUACUAUCUAAAGGAGCUGACAAUGUAAUGUUUGAAAGACUUGCAAAAGACGGGCGUAAAUUCGAAGAGAAAACACGAGAGCAUGUUAAUGAAUACGCAGAUGCAGGUCUACGGACAUUGAUACUUGCUUACCGCGAGGUUGAUGAGGAAGAGUAUGUAGAAUUCAGCAAGAACUUCAAUGAAGCUAAGAGCUCGGUGACUGAGGAUCGUGAGAGCUUAAUAGAUGAGAUCACUGAUCAGAUGGAACGCGAUUUGAUUCUCCUUGGUGCUACUGCUGUUGAGGACAAACUUCAAAAUGGGGUUCCAGAUUGUAUAGACAAGCUUGCUCAAGCAGGGAUAAAGAUCUGGGUUCUAACCGGAGACAAGAUGGAGACAGCAAUCAAUAUUGGAUUUGCAUGUAGUUUACUUAGACAAGAGAUGAAGCAGAUCAUCAUAAAUCUUGAGACGCCACAUAUCAAAGCAUUGGAGAAAGCUGGAGAGAAAGAUGUGAUUGAACAGGCAUCAAGAGAAAGUGUGGUGAAGCAAAUGGAGGAAGGAAAAGCUCUAAUCACAAGAGGACCAAGCGACACAGACUCUCAUGAGGCAUUUGCGUUGAUCAUUGACGGGAAGUCACUAACGUACGCCCUUGAAGAUGAUUUCAAGAACAAGUUUCUUGAUUUAGCCACAGGAUGUGCCUCUGUUAUUUGCUGCAGAUCAUCACCCAAGCAAAAGGCAUUGGUUACACGGUUGGUCAAAAGUGGAACUGGGAAGACAACGUUAGCUAUUGGAGAUGGAGCAAACGAUGUUGGAAUGCUUCAAGAAGCAGAUAUAGGUGUUGGAAUAAGCGGUGUUGAGGGAAUGCAAGCGGUUAUGUCUAGCGAUAUAGCCAUUGCUCAGUUCAGAUACUUGGAACGUCUCUUGCUCGUUCAUGGUCACUGGUGUUACAGCAGAAUCUCAUCAAUGAUAUGUUACUUCUUCUACAAGAAUAUCACUUUUGGUGUGACCUUGUUCUUAUACGAAGCCUACACAUCUUUCUCUGCUCAACCAGCAUAUAACGACUGGUUUCUAUCGCUUUUCAACGUCUUCUUCUCUUCGCUUCCCGUCAUUGCUCUCGGUGUUUUUGAUCAAGACGUCUCAGCUCGCUUCUGCUACAAGUUCCCAUUGCUAUACCAAGAAGGAGUUCAGAAUCUUCUCUUCAGCUGGAAGAGAAUCAUUGGCUGGAUGUUCAAUGGACUAAUCUCGGCUCUCGCCAUUUUCUUCAUCUGCAAGCAAUCCCAAGAACACCAACUCUACAACCCUAACGGCAAAACCGCCGGCCGGGAAAUCCUCGGAGGGACAAUGUACACUUGCGUAGUAUGGGUGGUCAAUCUCCAAAUGGUUUUAGCUAUAAGCUACUUCACUUGGGUCCAACACAUUGUAAUAUGGGGAUCAGUUGCUUUAUGGUACAUCUUCCUCAUGAUCUAUGGAGCUAUCACUCCCACCUUCUCCACAGAUGCUUACAAAGUCUUCCUCGAAGCCUUAGCUCCAGCUCCAUCUUACUGGCUUACCACUCUCCUUGUGAUGAUCUUCGCUUUGAUCCCUUACUUUGUCUUCAAGUCGGUUCAGAUGAGAUACUUCCCCGGUUACCAUCAAAUGAUUCAGUGGAUCCGGCACGAGGGUCAGUCUAACGAUCCUGAGUUUGUGGAAAUGGUUAGGCAAAGAUCAAUUAGGACGACGACGGUUGGUUCCACUGCGAGAAGAGCCGCUAGUGUACGGCGUUCCGGUAGGUUUCACGAUCAGCUCAAUAAGAACACCAUUGCUAUCUCAAGAGAAGAGAAAUAGAAAUGUCUCAGUGUUUGUGACUAUAUACUUUGUACAUAGAGGUACAACUUGGUGAAAGCUAGGUUUCUAUAUUCCUGAGAUGAAAUACAUUUAUAUUGUGUAUGUAACAUUUUUGAUGUAUAGAUUUCAUUUUGUCUGAUUCAAACUAACCAAAGUACCAAACAAUUUGUUUUUUUCACCAAGCUUUUUUGUUUUACUGA